This is a messenger RNA of [Torrubiella] hemipterigena, 1506 nucleotides long. NCBI's taxonomy places the organism in Eukaryota, Fungi, Ascomycota, Sordariomycetes, Hypocreales, Clavicipitaceae. The record is from the annotation of a GenBank genome assembly.
UUACAAUAGCGCCGUUGCAAGACCCUGCAAACUUACCAUCGGCGGGCAUCUAGGACAAAACUGUCCUAAAAGAAAGACAUACUUAUAGUUUUUGGGUUAGAUGCAUAUGGUAUAGCGACCAAUCUGGCUGCAUAUGACGCGCGCCUUUCUCCGCCUGCGCUGUCCCUACCGACCGGUAGCACGCCAAAGCCCUCUCUCAAUAUGUCUUCGAUCAUAUAGUUCUGGCCUCACCCAUGACAGGGUUCAAGUCCGGUGCGGAUCAACGGGGGAUGUUUCCAUUGACCUAUACAACAUCGAUAAGCUGUCGCCAACCACCCCCCUCCUCCUUCAUUUACCACCUUCACCAACGAUUGACGACACGCGCGUGCCGUUACCCGCUUUCAUCCAACGGUUUCCCGUUGCCACCAUUAACUAUCGUUGGGAUAUGUUCGAGAGCCGUAUCCCCGGCUCCCCCAUCUACGACACAGGAAGGGCGCGAAGCUGGCCGACGCCUGUCCACGAUGUAGGGUUUUCUUUUGCAUGGCUUUCGGAGAAUCUGAGGCCUUUGGGUUCCGGACGCCAAUUUGUGUAUGCUUAUGGAUCUUACCUGGGCGCAUCAUUGGCAACAUCAUUGGCCCUGACCGAAUGCCACCCACAUUCACCGUUCGCCGUACGUGGUCUUGUCGCAUACAAUGGCAUCUACAACUGGACUAUGUUUUUACCCGAUCAUAAAGUGAAUCGGUCUCCAAAAAAGACUAAAAUGGUCUCCAAGCCGAUGAAGUUUGGAAGUGAGCAUAUGCAGUCGCUCUGGGAACAGCUUCCUGCCCUAUUUGGAGAGCCAUGCAACCUUUUCGACUGUUUUGGUAGUCCCAGUCUCUUCUUCCACAACCCUGGUCUUACUGAGCCAGCUUCUUUCUACCAAUCUUCAGAAGAGGCCGCUGCAAUCAAAGCCAUUGCGGAUGGAGAGCUACCAGUAGGUGAUAUACAGCAGGUUCGCAAAUCACAUCUCAUAUUCCCCCCGCGCUCGUCUACCCUCAAAAUUCCGGAAACGAUGCUGCUUCAUGACUCGGUUCCUCAGUUUAUACGUUCAAAGGCAGCAAACUCUAAAACAGUCAAGAAGACGGCUUCCAACACAUUUGGUAGCCAGGCUAUGGAGCUUGCAGAGCUUAUGUGGCGCAGCGUCGACGUCGUUGAGCUCAAAGAACGAGCUAAAUGGGACGAUGAGAUAGCCGUCUGGGCCAACGAAGCAAAGCGGCGGGUGCAACUAGCUGAUGUUGGUAAUGAACGACCUGAUUUAAGUUUGAAUACAGCUGGUGCCAAAAUAAUUGCAGAUUGGUUGGCAGCUCGAUUCCCAAUGGCAUAACCAGAUUUACAAUCCAACGGUUGCACAAUGCCACACCAUAACUCAUGUGCAUAGAAGCGAAAUAUGAACAUAUUGUCUAGUAGAAUAAAAACCACCUACCGCACAACAAUAUUUGUGUAGUUAAAUGAAUAAUUUAUUUAUCUAUUGCUGAAUCUCGAGAUCAG